AUGGUUGUUGUAAACUUACAUACAGCUAAAGCGAAGGUUGCUCCACUUAAAAGACAAACUGUUCAAAGACUUGAACUCUUGGGUUGUUCAAUGUUAAGUAAACUGAUAAGUUCUGUAAAGAAUGCAAUUAAUGGUGUUCUUCAUAUUGAAAAAGUUCACUAUUGGAGUGAAUCAAAAAUUUGUUUAUCGUGGAUUCAUGAAGUAAAUAAGGAAUGGAAAUGUUGGGUAGAAAACCGUGUUAAUUCAAUACGAAGUUUAUCUAAUAUUGAUGAUUGGCAUUUUGUUUCUGGAACUAAAGGAUCCCGGGGAAUGGACUACAAAAUGCAAUACGAGGAUGAGUUAACAAACAUUUCUAUCGAUUCAGAACUAAAAAAACAAAAGCUUAACUUAAAUGGAAUGGUUGAUGUCAAAAACAUGUUUCAUCAAUCUGAAGUUAAUACUGUUUUUAGUAAGCUGGAAAAUACCACUGUGGUGAAGAGUGUAUCAAUUGAAACAAUUGUGAACUUACAUGAGAUAUUAACAAUAGAUGAUUACAGUUCAAUGAACAAGCUUUUAUUAUUAACAUCAUACGUGAUACGAAUUAUAAAUAAUUUCUUAUACCGAAGAAAAGGAAACAAAGGUACAGGUUACAGUAACAAGUUACAGUUGCAUGCUGAGCUUAUAUAUUUGUCAAUCCUUGAAUUUUAUUUGAACGAUAGCGAUGGUGUUUUACGAUUACAUGGACAUUUUCCUAAUGUACUUGUUGAACUUGGUAUCAAGCAUCCAAUCUAUCUUCAGACAGAUUCUAUGUUUACAAAAUUAUUAAUAUUAAGAGCACAUGAAAAAACAGACCAUGCUGGAAUUAACAGUACCUUAAUUGAAAUCCGAUCAAAGUAUUGGUUUGCUUGA
Messenger RNA from Hydra vulgaris (swiftwater hydra), 888 nucleotides. RefSeq lists its product as uncharacterized. The record is from RefSeq and is a predicted model, not a curated record. NCBI's taxonomy places the organism in Eukaryota, Metazoa, Cnidaria, Hydrozoa, Anthoathecata, Hydridae.